Messenger RNA from Poecilia reticulata (guppy), 2329 nucleotides. NCBI's taxonomy places the organism in Eukaryota, Metazoa, Chordata, Actinopteri, Cyprinodontiformes, Poeciliidae. The record is from RefSeq and is a predicted model, not a curated record.
GUAAAGAUGAAAAAAUAUAAAGUUUAAAAAGAUGUAUCACACUGGAAUCUAAAGAUAAAAACUGCAUUGUCAAUUUAAAUGUGCCUCAAUCAAGUUCAAAGAUUUUGAGAAUGUUAUGAUACUUGAUAUAUACUCUGAAACGAGGUAUAUUUAUAUGAUGGCAUGAUGUCAUGUUGAUCCCAAAGAUUAUCAGGAGUCUUAAUCUGCGACUUGUUUGUGGGGAUAUGGGGGUGAUCAGAGUUUACUAGAUUAAAAAACCCCAUGACCUACUUGGAGAAAAAUACUCAACAUUUGGUAAAAAUAAAGAUUUUUUUUCUUUAGCAUCAAACUGAAUUUUUUGGGUCAACAAAAAGGGAAUAAUGUUGGGUUUAAUAACAUCCAUUCUUUUAACCGAAUUCCCAGAUAUUAGUGUGUUGAACAAAGCUGCAAAGCUGUGUAACUAUGAUGGAAACAGCCGAAGACAUCUCGAUGAGAUAUGAAAACCUGUCUGUCAAUAACUGAGGAUUAUCGAGGUCCGUGGAACACCUUCAUCUGCAGAGCCCCGUCUAAUCUGGAGCGGGAUAUAACAAGCUCCCGACUCCUCCUCACUGUCAGCCUCUGCGGACGCGGCGCGGCAGAAGUUUGCGUCUCUGCGCGGGUGAAGAAGCGAUGGCCGCGUUUUUGGACUCUGAGUUCCCUCUGAUCAGGCAGAAGCAGCAGAAGGAGCUGGUGGAUCCGAAGAUGCUGUUUGGAGAUCAGGAGGCCUGCAGAGAUGGUCGGAGUGAGAGCACUGCGUCCUCUCAGGAGCCGGACAGAUGCCCGGCUUUGAUGGAGGGCCAGAGGAAGAGGAAGAGGACCAUAUUUAGCCGAGCCCAGCUGUCUGAGCUGGAGCAGGCCUUCGCUGUGACUCCGUACCCGGACAUCACCCUCAGGGAGAGGCUGGCUGCACACACACACCUGCCAGAGAGCAAGAUACAGGUCUGGUUUCAGAACAGAAGAGCCAGAAGUAUCAAAACAGGCAGACCCACCAAGUCCGACGGGGGAGGACGGGGUUUCCUGGAGCCCCCUGCUGGACAUGGGGCCUCCGCUUACCCACCAGCCACAACCAGCCUGGCGGAUAUAUUCAGGCAGGAUCAGAGCCACUCCUGUGAGGAGGUGCCUGCGCUUUACUCAGACUGGAUCCAGAUUUACAGCAACCAGGCGUCGUCCACGCCUCCUCCGUGUCCGUCCCUUCCUCAGCAGCCUCCCCCGAAGCUGCUCCAGAGCUGCUCCAAAGCGCCCGACGGCCACCGCUGGGAGGAAGAGCAGCAGCUGGGCUCGAGAUUCAGCAGCUUCAUUACUGGCUCAUUUCCGCAGCCAAUCAGCAGGCAGAGUCAUCACCAUCCCUCCACGCGCUCCUAUCAGGCGUUUACGAACUUCAAACCUCAGAGCCUGGCUCCGCCUCUGACCCAUCAGCACAUGUAUGGAGGCAAUGCUGGAGCUGGAGGACACAGCUCAGUGGACCAGGUUGUCCCUUCACACCCUCAACCAAUGUACUGGGAGGUCACUCAAGGUCAAGGUCACCGCCAUCAUCAUCAUCAUCAUCAUCCGCAAAUAGGACCUCAGACUUCCAUGGGAUACAUCUCAGAUCUGAUCUACAAUGCCGCCAUUGUGACUAAUUUUCUUGAGUUCUGAUGACCAAUGAACAUAUUUGGAUCCAUUGCUGUCCAGUUUAGUAAAUGAUUAAUCGUUAACUGAAGUAUACAGAUUUAAAAAGGGCAAUUUUGCUGAAAGAGCAACGCAGGUAUUAAGCCAAAACUGUACAAAAAAUAUACAUUUUUGCAUUAAAAAAACCCUACCUUUGUCUGUGAAUACCCUAAACUCCUAGAGUGGCACAGCUUCACCAGGUUCAAAUUCUAAAAAAAUCCAUCUGGUACCUAAUUAUUAGAUCAGUUCUACACUGUAAUGAUGCUAAGUUAAGCAGAAAUAUUUUUCAGAUGCAGAUGAUGAUUGCUACAAAAGAUCAAACAUGCACUAAAUGAAAAUACUUAUUUUAUUGCAUUUUAGGCAAUAAAAUGUUUAAUUUCUUAUUUGAAAAAGGAAUAGAUUCAUGUUUUUUUACAUCUUUCUAUAUAUUUCUAAAAUUGUUUAUAAAAGACUUCAGUGGUUAAGAGAAUUUUUUUAUCUGAUUAAUCGAUUAAAAGUCAAAGAAACGGACAGAAUAGUUAGUUACUAAAUUAACAGUUACAGUCCUACCUCCAAGUUUUUUUUGUUCCUAUCCUUCUUGCCUGCUGAUUUUAUACCAGAUAGUUAAGUAGUACUGCUGUUGUUGUCUGUCAGUUUAGUCGUACUGUUUUGUAAUCAAUAUUUU